CGGCUUUUUUAUUUUUCGCUCAACGAGGCUUGCUGUAAAGGAAUAUCUUGGUGUGCGUCUGCACCCGAUUCCGACUGCAUUUGCCGCAAGACAAGGGAACGCGGAGAAGGAUCGAAAUUUCACGUGCUUAACCUGUUAGGAUAAUGGCAGAUCAACUGACAGAAGAGCAAAUUGCUGAAUUCAAGGAGGCGUUCUCCUUGUUCGACAAGGACGGCGAUGGCACCAUCACCACCAAGGAGCUGGGGACGGUCAUGAGGUCACUGGGUCAGAACCCCACGGAGGCUGAGCUGCAGGACAUGAUCAACGAGGUUGAUGCCGAUGGCAACGGCACCAUUGACUUUCCUGAGUUCCUGACGAUGAUGGCGCGCAAGAUGAAAGACACAGACAGCGAGGAGGAGAUCCGGGAAGCCUUCAGAGUCUUUGACAAGGACGGCAACGGAUUUAUCAGUGCUGCUGAGCUUCGUCACGUGAUGACCAAUCUCGGGGAGAAGCUGACGGAUGAAGAGGUUGAUGAGAUGAUACGAGAAGCAGACAUCGAUGGGGACGGCCAAGUCAACUACGAAGAGUUCGUCUCCAUGAUGACACAGAAGUGAGCCAGGAUCUCCCACAGUCUGUGGCAUGUGCCUCUAUUUGUAGAAAAUAUUCAAAAGAUUCAAACCUCUAUUUCGGGGAAAAUUACAGCUUGAUUCUAAGGAUUGUAAACAAGAAGCAGUUUUUCUGCCUGUAAAUCAUUCCCCCUUGGGGUCGAGCAUAGUAGUCCAUUUCAUUUUUUUUUCUAGUUUAACGAGAACUAUAUACUUUUAAGAACGCUCAUUUUCAUUCCAAACUGGCAAUUUUAUUCCAGAAACAGCUAAAAGUACUUGUUGGAUCCAUACUGUACAUAGUGUUCAAAGAUGUCAAACUUGUAUUAGGACCAAAAAUUCGUUAAGAUGGUCACAUCGAAAUCGAAUUCCAUAGAGGGGGAAGAUUUUCUUUUUCAAAGCCCGUCUCUACGGAAUGGGUUGACGUUAUGGGUUGGAAUGUGCGCUGGUUGUUCAUGCCGUUUGCCGUCAUUCCAUUUUUAAUGCUUUAAUGCCGAAAUGUUUUAGUGCCGGGUGAAGAAGCUUCUGAUUUUAAUCUUGACACUUUAAUUGUGUUUACAUACUGCACAGUUUAAUUGUAAGCUGAAAUGGAGGGCAAUACCAGAAAAACUCACGCCACACCACUGUUGUGCAUGUUCCUAGGGGUUGUAAGUGUGUUAUGCAUUUUGUUUUAAUUAAUUUCACCAUUAACUUAUUACACUGUGGUGUACAUGUACAUUUUAUGGAGACUUUACAAGCUCACGAGGUACCACCUUGAAAGAGAAUCUAAUUUUCAUAUUCCCUAUGGAAUCUUACUUCUUGCAUUCCAAGAGUUGUAGCCAUGACAUUUACAUCUCAACAGCCUGCCUUAAAGGUUACUCUUGCAGUGUAAUUGUUGGACUGGUCCCUGUCUCUUUUAUGUAGGGACCGGUCCUACGUUCUAGAUAUAUAUGCAUCCACGCUCGGAGGAAAUCUGUAAAACGCCUGGAGACUACGUACGGGACGGGAACCAGUCUGUCUAAUUGCCUGCAGCGCCCUCUGUCAAAGUCACACGCAAUAAUAUGAUCCAUCUUGUUUUGUUAUUCAGCUUGUAUUCAGUUUCAAACCUCUGUCAUUUAAUAUACACUGUUUUAUGAACAGUAAGUUGUUAACCCCUUUCUUUUGUCUGGUCUGUGCUGUACAACUCAAUUCUAUGGAUCAUGAAUUUCUUUGAGAUUCAUCGUCAGAAAAUUUGAGAGACUCGGUGUUUGAAUUCGUCCUCGCAUGUCGUUUCUCUUUGUGUAGAUAAUAACUCAAUGCGAUACAAAUAUUUACAUUCCAGUUUCCCCUUUUAUUAUUUUAGUCGAGCUUUAAAUAUUUUUGUAUUAUUUACUUGAAGAACUUCAUCCGGUUGAUAUAAUGUUUCUGAAGAUCUGAGGUCUUUAGGUCUAUGUACAUGUAUAACAAAACUCUGUUUGAAUAGAGGGGACUGAGUCGACCUUUUGGAAUUAGGUGCAAUAAAAGGUCAUCGUCGUGUCGCAUUAA
This is a messenger RNA of Acanthaster planci (crown-of-thorns starfish), 2084 nucleotides long. RefSeq names its product calmodulin. The record is from RefSeq and is a predicted model, not a curated record. NCBI's taxonomy places the organism in Eukaryota, Metazoa, Echinodermata, Asteroidea, Valvatida, Acanthasteridae. Gene Ontology annotation, cellular component: myosin II complex. Gene Ontology annotation, molecular function: calcium ion binding.